Molecule: messenger RNA, 2244 nt
Organism: Symbiodinium necroappetens
Lineage: Eukaryota; Dinophyceae; Suessiales; Symbiodiniaceae
Source: the annotation of a GenBank genome assembly
AUGAUUGGGAAAGUUAGCGAACUCAAGGAUGAGAUCGACGAGGAAGAGUGGGAGGUGCAGUUGGACUUGGAACCAGGAAUGGUCGAAGUGGACAACCGCCGGAGGGCCGAGCAGAUCCGGAACGAUCUGCAAGACUGCUUGGUCAACAGAGCGCACACCGAGAUCUUGAAGCUUAGCGGUCAGGAUUUCAACGAGAGCGGCUCAAUGGUGACAAUCAAGAACGCGAUGGAGGGCGAGAUGGUCACGAUCAAGGACGCGGUGGAGGGCGAGAUGGUUACGAUCAAGGUUUCCGUCCGACUGGCGAUCAAGGCCUAUGCCAACACGAUCCACAGGAGGCCUGACCAGUUCCAAGUGAAUACGAAGCGAUUAACCCUGAAGUACCCCGAUGUGACCGCCGGGAAGAUCUUUCACGAAGAGGCAGCGAUCGAAGAGCACGAGAAGACCAUUCCGGGCAACUACGGCGUGACCAAUGCGAUGGCGGCAACCGCAGGAAAGUACACCCUUCAUGAUGGUACGGUGGCGGUGGUGGCCCACAGCACCGAUAGCCUACCGGCACCAAGCCCCGAGGAGGAGCUUCCUGAUAUCGAGCGGCCUCCGCCACUACCGGCAGCGGCUGGACGGCCGGCGGGAGAAGAGGCCCGUCAAGGAGCCCCUCCUCGUGCAGACUUGUUUAUAAAUGACCUGGUUGGGGUUGACACAGUCUUCGGAACCACAGGUCUCACCGAACGUGCCGGUGGAAUCUUCCAGGACAUUCUCUACAAGGAACCGCCGGAUGACACCGACGCCAACCGCGCCAUGCGAAUGAGGAAGGCAACUGCAACCGUGUUUCACGAGGCGGACUGUGACCAGGACUUGCACAGGCUCGCUGCCGAAGAACCUCGAGAAAAACGAAGCCACGUCGAGCUCCUGGAGAUGUACCACAUGAGCUUGACUAUGCAUACUACGCUGGCGAAACGCCGGAAGAAGGAAGCUCGAUUAAAGGACUUCAAGGGCGAUGAUGGAGCUCGAGUUGAUCGAGCUAUUCUCAAGGAGGUGAACAACAAUUUGGAGACGAGCGCCUACAAGAUCCUCUCCUCGCAGGCCCAGUCCGAAGGCUUUCAGAUCGCCAGCACAGGCAAGCCGGGACUCCGAUAUCUUCGCGGCCCAGGAGGGGAUCCCCGGAAUGCACAAGGACCAGAUUCUUAUGCGGAUGCCAAGCACAAGCUCGGGACGAACCAAAAGGAGAAGGGUUGCUUCACUGGGAAGGAUAUCUCCUUACAGCCGGACGGCUCUAUGCUUAUCCAGGAGUUCUAUGUCAAGGAGAAGGUAUCCGACCUCAUCGAGUGCAACAAGAUCAUCGACGAGGCCAUCCAGCAAAGUAAAUUGGGCAUCCGUGUGAUGCCAAUCGAUUGGAAAGACCUGCGGGUCUCGGUUGUGACCGAUGCGGCAUGGGGCAACUUAACUUACGAGAUCAGCUUUGGAUCGAGAACUCCGAGGAAGAUUUUCGGAGCAGCCCAAGCAGCCGCUGCGCCGCUGCGCCGCUGCAGCCUGGAAGAGCUAAAGCUGUGGACUUUGGCGGCCGAAGGCCAGGCCUGGAGAGCGGAGUCGAUGCGGAUUCCUGUCUUGGAGCGUUUACGAUGCGGCGCACCACAGGUGGAUCGACACUCGAGCGAUGACUGCCGAUCCGCUGACAAAGGCCCAUCCAGCAGCCUACCUUCGGUAUGUGAUGUCAGCAGGCAAGUGGCUCUCGAAAUGGCCCAGAAUCGCACAAGAAUGCAAUCCCCUCUCAGCUCAAGCUUGGCGUAUCGAGAAGCUACCGAACCCGCGGGCAUGGAGCCGACGACAGAAAGACACGACGAAGGCGUGGGUAAACCACGCACGUUCUUGUCAAGACUUUUCGAAGGGGUUCGGCAUCGGGGAUGGUGGCGGCGCAUCACAUGCCGCCGGAGCUUCGCCAUGCCAGCCGCCCCGGGCAGUGAAGGCCCGCCAGCCGUGGCAGGGGUGCCCGCGAGCGCAGAAACUCAGAUGCUUUUGGGGGAGGUGGCAAGAUGCAGUGACACAGAACAGAAGGCGGUUGCGGGGCAGGAUGGAAGAGCCUCUGCAGGCUCGGCCGGAGAAGCUGCGAGAUGCUCUGAGCGGAGCACAGCGGCUCCACUCGGGCCGCCGGCGUCAAGAGCCGACGAGCAUCACCAGAGUUGGCGCACGACUUCGACUUUUCUGCCGGUGUUUUUGUCUGGCUUUUUGGUAGAUGAGGGAGGAGCUUAA